Messenger RNA from Sparassis crispa, 2304 nucleotides. RefSeq lists its product as hypothetical. NCBI's taxonomy places the organism in Eukaryota, Fungi, Basidiomycota, Agaricomycetes, Polyporales, Sparassidaceae. The transcript is spliced from 5 exons. The coding region runs from base 1 to 2304 and encodes 767 amino acids. The record is from RefSeq and is a predicted model, not a curated record.
AUGUCCUUCAGCGCGCGUCUCAGCGACACCCAUCACGACAGGCGUCGUAUCUCCACCGUCCGUACUGGCACCAUCAUCCGCGGCACCCCUACUCCCAACGCCGAAGAUGCCCAGCCAAACGGGCGCACUGACAGGCGCACCGAUAAUCCACCGGCGGUGAGGUCCGCCCCGCGCAAGUCGUCUGUUCGGGACGCGCUGUCAUCUAGGCGACAGUGCCCCCCUCUAGGUGCGCAGGACCAGUCGGGGUCACGCCCCCAGCGGGUGUCGCUCCCGCUUCCGCGGACGGUAUCGUAUCCGCCUCUUCCUCGCUUGAACGACGCGUCCGCUCUGCGUAGGCAAGGUUCUGGGGGUGAACAGAAUGCGAACUCUUACACAACGUAUGUGCCCAUAUUGGCUCCUUAUCGUGCGACGGAGAUGGCGUCUAUCUCGGAAGAAGCGGCUGGAACGCAGCGGAGGUCCACGCCAAUUGCGCUCCCCAGAUUCGUCGCUAAUGAAGCGGCAAUGCGACGGCAUGGUUUGGACUCUUUGUCCCCUUCCACUGUGCCCGCUCUCGCCGCCACAACCCAUGAUGUCAGCCCUGUAUCACGUCUUCGACUCGAUCCACUUUUUCACGAGAGACGGCUUGAGCUCUCUGCUGCGGAUCUUAACUCUCAAACCAGCGAAAAUCUCUCCAGUCCGUCAACCACGCUUCCUUUCGCAAAGGAAGUCCCAGUGAACAUCGCGGCCGACGACGCCAAGUCGCCAACCCUAAAUAACCCUCCCAGCCAAGACAAGGACCCAAACGUCUCCGAGAGCAUCCCCUCUCCUGGCCACGCUCAGGCGCUUCCUGAUCCCAACCCUAGCUGCGAUGCGGGCACUAUGUUGCUCGGCGACUUCUGCGGACCUAGAAAGAGACCUACCCUGAACCUGAGCACUGGCAGCGUGACUGAGGCACUAUCGAACCUCACCAGCACGCAGACAGCCGUGCCCGUCGCAGACAGUAUCUCUCAUCCUGACCCAGCCCUCAAUCUUCCGCACCCGCCGAAGGGGGUAAUGCGUUCUAUGGGGAGCACAUCCACGUCCAAUCCGGACGCAGAACCCACCAUUGAUCUCAUCAAGCACGCACGCAGCGCGUCCGAGCAGCCCACAACCAGAGGAAUCAAACGCGAACGCAGCGCGUCUCCACCGUUACGCACCUCGGCCGCCGUUGUGCGUCCAGUGAUGGAGGGCUCACUGCGUUUCGCGCCGGUUCCGGAGGAGUGCCGGCGCCCGCAUCCUGAAUGGCAACGAAAUCGCCGUGCGUGGAUUGAACGUGAGUGCGCCGCGUUGCAAGGGAAGGGUUUGAAGAUUUUGAAGACGUUCACGCGGGACGACGGAAUGGUCAUCGAUUGGCAGAGCUGCAUGCCCGUCAUGUCUGACACACUUCUGCCAGCGCAUCCUGACUCUCGUCCGCUCCCCAGCAGAGUUCAAGAGGUCUUCGAGGUGGACGCCCCGCCCGCCAAGCGGCCGCGCACAUCUCGGCAGGAACGCUCCGCCAGGCCCGCCAGUGAGAACGGCACUGACAUCAUUGACGUCGACUUAUCGGAGUCUACUACUGUUCCUGUCACCGCUGCACCAGCGCCUGCAGCGAAGCCCGGUGCCCUCCCACCACAGGAGAAGCCUGCUCCGCGGGACUACGCCUUCGCAACGGGACGCGCACGCCUGGCGAGCCCUGUUGUCGUUGAUCUGCCCGUACAGGUGGAGUUUCGCGAUGCUGAUGCGGGGCCUGUGCGGGCGGGGCUGGAUGCACCACGCCAGCCCGCGACGACAGACACAGAACUACCUGCUCCUUCUGCGUCCCCAGAAAAAUUGGUGCGUAUGCCUUCGAUGGAAGAGCGGGCCGAACUGGAGAGUGCCGCCCUGGCAUUUCUGGAAAGAUAUAUAGAGACUUUCGACCAGGAUCGCUCCGCUCUCGCAAGCGCGUACUCGCGCACCGCGACGUUCUCCGUGCUGUCUCCCGUGCCGGACGCCCCGGGGGGCCAACAUAUCAAGCAGGGGCGCAUGGAGAUCGUCGAGGGGCUGCUCUCGCUCGACGGGAGGUGGCGCUUCUGCUCCGGCGGGGAGGCGGCGAAGGUCGAUUACGACGCCGUAUGCCUCGGCGAGGUCGGCGUGUUGCUGGUGUGCUAUACGGGCCCACGCGCAUGUGGCAAGGCCGCCGGCGGGCGGUGGGCGUGCGAUCAGCGGUUUGUGUUACGGAGGAGGGAGUGGGACGAGGAGGAUCGGUCUACGGAUAAUUUGUGGCCGCUCGUUGCGGUCUCUCAUCAGAUGACGGUACGGUUGUCGUGA